This is a messenger RNA of Physella acuta, 5091 nucleotides long. RefSeq names its product transmembrane ascorbate-dependent reductase CYB561. Gene Ontology annotation, molecular function: oxidoreductase activity. The record is from RefSeq and is a predicted model, not a curated record. Lineage: Eukaryota; Metazoa; Mollusca; Gastropoda; Physidae.
UUGGGUAUACCAUAAUACAUACUUGGAUUUUGUUUUAUAGAUAAAAAACUUACAUGAAUGAUUAUCUAAUAAAGAAAAUAAAAAAGAAUGUAUUUUGACGGCAAUGCUGCCAGUUCCGCAGAUAUGCGAUACUUCAACUGGCUUGUGCUUGCAGUGCAGGUUCUCGGUGUUGUAUCAGUUGUUAUCACAGCUGUAUGGAUGGGUCAUUUUCGGGGAGGCUUUGCUUGGCAAAGUGAUCCACUCCAUGAAUUUAACUAUCAUCCACUUUUCAUGAUCAUUGGAAUGGUUUUUCUUUAUGCUGAUGCAAUAUUGGCAUAUCGUGUAUUCAGAAAUGACCGAAAAAUUCUCAUCAAGAUUCUUCACGCCUGUAUGCACAUCUUCGCACUCAUCUUUGCCAGUGUUGGCCUGAAGGCUGUGUUUGACUCUCACAACCUGAACUCUAAACCUAUACCAAAUCUGUAUUCUCUUCAUAGCUGGGUUGGACUGUUUGUGGUAGUCUGCUUUGGACUUCAGUGGGUACUUGGAUUUGUAUCCUUCCUGUGGCCAAAAUUAGGAAUGGGUGCUCGCGCCAUGUACAUGCCAUACCAUACAUUCUGGGGUGUGCUGCUGCUAAUCUUGGCCACUGCUACUGCUUUAAUGGGUAUUACAGAGAAAGCCUUUAUUCAUAAAGAGGAUAUUCAGUAUUCCAGCCUUUCAUCUGAAGCAAUUCUUAUCAACUGCUUAGGCAUCAUCCUUUUGAUGUUUACUGGUCUAGUUGUCUACCUGGUUACUAAGCCAGAAUAUAAACGACAGCCGGCCCCUGAGGAAGAUCAUGUAGCACUAGACAAUUAGCACCAGAUCUAUUGGAUGCCUCGUCAAAAGUAUACUUUCCAAUUGCUUAGAAAUAAAAAUUAUAUGGCUUAAGUGAAACUUUACAAACACCUACAAGAAGAAUAUCAUUACUUAAGAUAUUUAAAUAAAACUUUUUAUCUAGAGAUAAGUUUGAAAUUGCAUUCUUAUUGCUAGCUUAAAUCUAUGCACAUUUUGUUGCAAGUAAGCCAUGUGUGAAUUUGCAAUGAUCACUACUGAUGGCUUGAUAAAGUGUUGCAUGACACAGUUUAGCGAUUAAAACUGAAAUUUGUAAAGUUUGGGGCUGAUAUUGGCUAAUGGAUUUUUAAAAAGUUGCGUUUGAUUAGUGAUUACCCUACAUUGUUUACUUAUAAACUUCCUAUUUCUUAUUAUUCCAUUGUCUGUGAAAGUGAUUCUGUGACGUGCAGUGAUUGUUUUAAGUUGUUUGGUAAAUUGCUGUUGUCAUGAAACUAAAUGUCAUUUCUAUUUAAUGGUUGUAUCUAUUGUUACAAGUGCAAUACAUAUGAGCUCAUUAUAAACAUUGUUUUUGAAAAGUAACCAUUUCAUCCCACAUUGACAAAUAUUUAUCUUUUAAGGAAAAUAUUUUAAAGUAAAUUUAUUAUUUAUCAAGCAUAAUUUUCUUUUCUCAGGAAUUAAUUACCAUUUUGUUCUAAAAAAUUAUGAUUUCGCUGUAUUCUAUAUUGUAAUUAUCAUUUUUAGUUCUGAAUUUGUAACGGCGGAAAAGAUGUAUUAAUGGACAAGACUAAGACAUUAGUUUAUGGGUGCACUAUGUUCAGCGUUUAACUUAAUUGAGAAGUACAGGCUCUAUUUAGUCCAAAAUCUUUCAAUUUUUAAAUUCUAGUAUUAAAGCCAUACAAAGACCAAUUCAAUAGUUUCACAUAGUUGCUUUUUUUAUAUACACAAGUCGUUAUGCGGAUAGUACCAUAUAGUUUUAUUGAACAUUUUUGUUUAGGUUGUGUAGAAAUCUGCCAGCCAGAUAUUUUAUAAAACUACCCACCUGUAUAUACUUGAACAGUCUACUGACAUCACCUGCUCUAUUACCCAUUCUUGAGUUUCCAUUGUUUUUUACCCUAAACUGUAAGAAAAUGUGUUAGAUAUAGAUAGAACAUACUUUUUAGUUUAUAUUUUUAUACACAAUUUUUGUGUACUGCAUGAUAUUUAUUUAGGAAGUAAACCACUUUGAUUAACCAUUUUGCUUUAGUGAAAUCUUUUCUGAUACCAAUACACUUUGUAAACAUGAGGUGUAUUUCAUUGUUUUUUCUUACUAGUUUUAGAAGUUACAGGUUGAUAAACUAUAUCUGCUAAACAUAUUUUCAUUUUUCUGUAUUUUUUAAAUUUUAUUAUGUAGGAAUUUAAAGGGUUUAUAAACUUGUAUGACUUUAAUCCAUAAUGUUUGAUAAUAAUGUCCAGUAAUUUUAAAAGUUGUAGAUUGGUGUCAAAAUCAUUUUCCAUCUGUGAUAUUGACAUUUGUUGAAAUCUACAAUGUUAAAUGAUUUAUAAUUUGUUUUAUUUUUAGAAGUGUGAGGUUACUGUAUUAUAUCCAUUUAAUAAUCUGUUAAUACCCUAUUCUAUCUACUCUUAGAAUAUUCCCACGCCCAAUUUGUUCUUGCCUAAAUUGCUCCCUAACAGAUGUUGAUCUAUUAGAAUUUAUAUUUUUGUUUAAAAAAUCACAAUUGGCAUUGUUAUGUUAUUGAUGGAUUUAUUUCUCUUGUUUUUGAAUUUGAAAUUCCUGUGUUAUAUCUUCUGAUCUGUAAAAAAAAAUACUUAAACUAACAAGGUAUUCUUUUCAUGGAUAAUUUCUAACAUGUAAAUUGUUUUUAAUUCAACUGUAACAUGACUUGUUUGCAAAAUAAAUUUAUGUGACGUGAAAAACAAUUAUGAAAAAAAAUUAAAGCUUAAAAUAUAUAUUUUUUAUGAAAAUUCAGAUUUUUUUCUGGUUCAAGAUCUGCAUUGUUUAAUUUUCUCCACAUAUCAAUAAUACUUAUUUCGUGGAUUCAUUUCAAGUUAUAAUCCUAUACAGAAGAUCUUAUUCUCUAGUGUGUUACUUUACCAGGAAGCUCAGAUCAUAUCUGUAAUAAGAAAUCCAUUACAUUUUGAAAUUAUUAUUUUUUUAAUUAUGUAUUUCUAUUAAUGUUUUGCUAAAUGUUUGUACUAAUUUUUUUACAUUAGCUUUGAUCAUUUGUAUCAAGUAUACUUCUAUACUGCUAAGAAGUUAGAAAUUGUGAUACUGGUGGUUGACAUAAAAGCCAAAAUUGUUGCAUUUUCAUUUGUUUCUAAAAUAAGCUAUUUUUUCUGUCAAUAGCUUAAUAUUAGAACACUCCAUGUAAUUUAAUUUUUAAAAAUAUUUUGGUUCUGGUUCUAAUCAUUUAUAUUAACAUCAUUCAUUACAAAAAAAAUAAUUUCAAAAAUUUAUUAGAAUGUUUAAUUUCUAUCCUUUCAUAUCUCUAUUAAUUUUAUUAAUUCAGGUAUAAUUGACUUGAUAAUAAAAUAUUGAGAUGUUGCUCCCUUUAAUAUCUGGACAGUAUGAACUAAAGAAGGAAAACAUACAUCACUGCUCUUUAUAGGAUGAAUUAAAUAAAAAAAAUAUCAUAUUUGUGAGAUUUAAGUUUUGAGAUGCGCCUAUAUUUUAUUGCCUGAAUUAAUUGACAAAUCAGUAUAAGUUUUUAUGUAGAGUAACCAUCAGAACCUGAGCUUUAUCAAAUUUUAUAGAAAAAUUACUGUUAUUACAUUAGAAUUGAUUUAAUGUAUAUUUAUAUGAAAUGAAGAAAAUGCUAGAAAAUAGGAGGCAUACAUGUAUAUUAAAAUAAUUUCAAUAUAUAAUAUUGACAUUUCAUUAAUUCAAAAAAAUUUAAGCAUUUUUUUUAUAUAAAGGUUUUAUAUUAUAUCUUAUCUGUUAAAAACAACUUAACAAAAAAUAAAAAUAUUAGUUACCCUAAAGUCAUUUAGUGUAAAAAAUAAGAGCAGUCCUAUAGUUUUGGGUUGCUAAGUACCUAAGUAAUAGAAUGGUGUGGUCUGAUAGUAGAGUGCACAGCUGCUAGCCUAAAAGACUCAUGUAUGGAUUCCUGACUCACGUUAAGGUAAACUAAGGUGGCUGGGUUGACCACACUAUCCAUUUACAUGCCACUGCCAUUGAAGUAUUUGGCGCCAAUGGGGAAAAAGAUGAAGUACCUAAUAGAUUUAUAUUGUAAUAAUUUAAUAUUAACAGAGCUGAGAAAAGUUGUUAAUGCACAUUCCCCAAAGUUCUUACUUUCAAUUCCAUUUUUUAAUGUAUAACAUCAUGUAUUAUUUAUUAGCCUUUAUUCCACGAAACUUGUGAUCUCUUUUUAUUGGGGUUUGGAAAAAAAUGAGAUUAAUAGUUAUUUUUUCAAUUAAUUUUUUUGACAUUUCCCACUAACACAGUUUCAUGAACAUGUAUUAUAUUCUUUAGUAAAAAAACAUAUUUAUAAAACUAUAUCUAAUCUAGUUUUGAUCUUGAUAUCAAAGUAUAUUGAUUUGGGUGAUGAUGCUUUUUUCAAUAGCUACGGAAUACUUUGUGUAUUAUCAUUUGCUUUUCACUAAACCACACUAGAAUUAAUACACAAAACCCAUUACUUUGAUGGUAAUUUGAGAGAUUUUCUGUUUUUUUAAAACUUCAUAAUUUGUGGAUCACAUCCAUGUAAGCUCAAAAUUUGUGUCUGUGUUAAAUGUUGUCCAGUGGCAUUGUUAAAGAUAAAACAGUUUAAUAUAUUUCUUAUUUUACUGUGCAUACCUUGUCUAUAUAUCUAGACAACAUUUAUUAGUUCUACAAAUUGGUGUUGCUUAAAAUUGAUAUUUAACUCACUGUAAACGAUUUGUUUUUCUAUUAAAGUAUGUUGCAAGUAUAAUAUUUAGACAACUUUUAAACAACCUACUUGAAUAAUAUGUCAAUCUUAGGGAGAUUUUAUUAUUUAAUGUUUGAAAAAAUUAAGGGGUUGUUUAAUUUUUAUAUUUUAGGCUAGAAAUAUAUUGGGGGAGGGGGUAGCUACCAUGUUUCUCUCUAGAUACAUUGAUACAUAUACAUUACGAUUUGUUAAGAACAGAAUAACUUUUUAAAAAUAAUACAAAUAAGCAAAAUAAUUGUUUUGAUAGGCUUAUAUUUUCUUUUUGACAAAUUUCAAACUACAUUAAAAAUUGUAGUAAAUGUAUACAGUAUCCUGUCUGCUGUUUUUAUUGUUUUAUUGUGAUUUUGAAAUGUGAUGUCCUUUAGAGAAAAUAAAUAUAUAU